Messenger RNA from Pistacia vera, 2090 nucleotides. Its product is annotated as aspartyl protease family protein 2-like. Gene Ontology annotation, molecular function: aspartic-type endopeptidase activity. The transcript has a single exon. Gene Ontology annotation, biological process: proteolysis. Bases 314 to 1987 code for a protein of 557 amino acids. Lineage: Eukaryota; Viridiplantae; Streptophyta; Magnoliopsida; Sapindales; Anacardiaceae. The record is from RefSeq and is a predicted model, not a curated record.
CAAGCAGAGUGGAAGAUACACGAGUCAGAACCCAGACUUUUAUUUCUUCAUUACCUGUUUAUAGCAUUUUCCCAUAAAUACUUUCAUAUCUCUCAACUCACAUAGCUACAAGCUUUUUUUUUUUUUCGAAACUUUUGUCUCUGGGUUUAUUUUUAUUUUCUUCGCUUGAAAAAGCAAAACCAGUUUUCUUUUCAUUUGUUUUCCCGUCGGUUUCUUUGAGAAAAACUUUUUAUUUAUUGUUCUGUUUCUGGGUGCCUUUGCCUUUCUUUCAUGUAGGAUUUUCACAGAAACCAAACAAGGAGAAUUUUUUGCUAUGUUGUUCAAGGUUAUUUUAGUUCUGUUUCUUCUCUCAAUCUUUUGCGAAGCAUUCGAUGCUAUCGCUAGAGCCCAUGACCAUGACAAGAAUGUGAAUUCCAAUAUCUCCUCUAUCGCCGGCAUCAAAUUGCCCGAACACAUGAGCUUCAAUGCUGUUUCUUCUUCAGCAGAUUCUGGUUGUAGCUUCACAAAGUUAGAUAAUCCGAAACAAGACAAAGAAGGUGAUAUUCUCGAAGAAGAUGAUGGAGAUGGUUUCUUAUCAAUGAAACCGAGUAAACAAAAGGUGAAGCUUCACCUAAAGCGCCGGUCAACGAAUCCGGAAUCCGCGCCAAAACAAUCUAUGUUUGAGUCCACAACGAGGGACGUGACAAGAAUUCAGACACUUCAUACGAGGAUCAUUGAGAAGAAGAACCAAAACACCAUUUCACGGCUAAAGAAAGAUAGUGAAAAGUCGAAGAAGAAAAUAAAGCCGGUGGUUGGAUCAGCAGCUUCACCAGAAUCUUAUGCAAGUGGGGUCUCUGGGCAGCUUGUGGCAACUUUGGAGUCUGGGGUGAGUCUUGGUUCGGGAGAGUACUUUAUGGAUGUGUUUAUUGGUACACCUCCAAAACACUUUUCUUUGAUUCUUGAUACUGGUAGUGACCUUAAUUGGAUUCAAUGUGUGCCUUGUUAUGAUUGUUUUGAGCAAAAUGGGCCUUAUUAUGAUCCUAAAGAUUCAACUUCUUUUAGGAAUAUAAGUUGCCAUGAUCCUAGGUGUCAUUUGGUUUCAUCCCCUGAUCCUCCUCAGCCUUGUCAAGCUGAGAAUCAAACAUGUCCUUAUUAUUAUUGGUAUGGAGAUAAAUCUAAUACUACUGGUGAUUUUGCAUUGGAAACAUUUACGGUUAAUCUCACAACGCCAACGGGGAAGUCAGAAUUUAGGCAGGCGGAGAAUGUGAUGUUUGGCUGUGGUCAUUGGAAUAGAGGCCUAUUUCAUGGGGCUGCAGGGCUGUUAGGUCUCGGGAGAGGUCCUCUCUCCUUUUCCUCUCAGCUUCAAUCUCUUUAUGGUCACUCCUUUUCAUACUGUCUUGUGGAUAGAAAUAGUGACACCAAUGUUAGCAGCAAGUUGAUAUUAGGUGAGGAUUCAGACCUCUUGAGUCACCCCAAUUUGAAUUUUACCACAUUGGUGUCUGGAAAAGAAAAUCCAGUUGAUACAUUUUAUUAUGUUCAAAUUAAAUCAAUCAUCGUUGGAGGGGAGGUGUUAAAUAUACCAGAAGAGACAUGGCAUUUGUCAUCGGAUGGUGCUGGAGGUACAAUCAUUGAUUCAGGUACUACACUUAGUUAUUUUGCACAACCAGCUUAUGAUAUAAUUAAGGAUGCAUUUAUGAAGAAGGUGAAAGGGUAUCCUCUAGUGAAGGAUUUUCCAGUUUUAGAGCCUUGUUAUAAUGUGACUGGAGUUGAGAAGAACGAACUUCCGGAAUUCGGGAUUCUGUUUGCAGAUGGUGGCGUGUGGAACUUCCCAGUUGAUAAUUACUUCAUCAGGCUUGACCCGGAGGAUGUUGUUUGCUUAGCAAUUUUGGGGACUCCUCAAUCAGCUCUUUCAAUAAUAGGGAACUAUCAGCAGCAGAAUUUCCAUAUCUUGUAUGAUACAAAGAAAUCUAGGCUGGGAUAUGCACCAAUGAGGUGUGCUGACGUUUAACAUCUAGUUGAAAAUUCAUGAGGUAGAAGAGUAACUGUAAACAUGGUGUUUCAGGAGGGAAUUUUUUUUUUUUUUUUUUUAAAUUUUAUUUUCCAUUCAAAUA